AUGCUGUCUUUUGUCAAUUUAGGCUUGGGUUUUUUCAUCGAUGUUUGCAUUUUGCUGUAUCCGCUGUUUGUCGAGAGCCGUAAACUGCCGAACGACAUCUUUAUUCCCGCAAUAAACGUCCUCGAUUCGCCUUAUUAUGAAAUGCUUUACGCCAUCCAGGCUCUGUGGUUAGUUCCUGCCAACUGCAUGUACGUUCCAUUCAGCAACCUUUUCUUCUCUGCCACCCUGUUUGGCUUAGUACAGAUUAAAACAUUGCAACAUAAGCUGACAACACUCAAGACUAAUGCUUUCGGAAAGGAUGCCGACAAUUUGAGCUCCGCAGUGAAUGAACUUAUCGAAGAACAUUUGCGGAUUAUAGACUACGUAAAAGAAUUUAAUUCACUGUUCACUUACACUUGUUUCAUAGAGUUUAUAUUGUUUGGAAUUAUGUGUCCGGUACUUUGUUCCAUAUAAUUACGGUAUUUACAGGAAACCGAUUCGCAAAGCCAAAUAGUAAUCGCCAUAAUUUAUGUCCUUGCAAUACUUUUUGAGGUUUUCCUUGUUUACUGGCACGCAAAUGAAGUUCGCGAAGAAAGUGUAAAAAUCGCCGAGGCUGCCUAUAACGGACCGUGGAUUGAAAUGGAUAAUUCGGUUAAAAAGAAGCUCCUGCUGAUUAGCCUCAGAGCCCAGCGUCCGUUGGAGAUUAAGCUAGGCAAUAUUUUUCCGAUGACACUGGAGAUGUUUCAAUCGCUGCUGAAUACAUCCUACUCAUAUUGUACUCUGCUGAGACGUGUUAAUAACUAA
This is a messenger RNA of Sabethes cyaneus, 783 nucleotides long. Its product is annotated as odorant receptor Or2-like. Gene Ontology annotation, molecular function: odorant binding; olfactory receptor activity. Gene Ontology annotation, biological process: detection of chemical stimulus involved in sensory perception of smell; sensory perception of smell. Lineage: Eukaryota; Metazoa; Arthropoda; Insecta; Diptera; Culicidae. Gene Ontology annotation, cellular component: plasma membrane. The record is from RefSeq and is a predicted model, not a curated record.